[Torrubiella] hemipterigena is the source of this 602-nucleotide messenger RNA. The record is from the annotation of a GenBank genome assembly. NCBI's taxonomy places the organism in Eukaryota, Fungi, Ascomycota, Sordariomycetes, Hypocreales, Clavicipitaceae.
AUGUUUGCCUCCAAGUUCCUUGCUCUCGCCACUCUCGUCGCCUCUGUCGUUGCGCAGGGUAUCGUCGAAGGCUCCAACCCCGACGAGAACGUCUCCUAUACCUUUGAGGUCGCCAGCAGACAGGCUGCCUGCCCCAAGCUGCAGCCUGCCAACGUCGAGGAUGCCCUCAAACGCUUCAAUGGUCUCGUCCCUCCUGCCUACACCUACGGCAAGACCAGCGAGUCCAACCCCCAUGUCGGUGCCGGCGCGCUCUACCUGAGCUACCCUGAGGGUACUUUCGCCUUUACUCUGACCUACGACUUUGUUGUGCCCAACGCGACCGAUACAUGGGUUGAGAAAGGCGCCGACAUCGCCAACGUUUACACUGCCAUCCGCGAGGAUGUCGUCAAGACCUGGGCGGAGGACACCUUCCAGUGGAAGUCGUACAACGUUAGCAAGAUUACCGACGAUGCUGAGCCCAAGCAUGCCGGUGUCUUUACAUUCCACAUUUCCACCCCCUCGUUCGUCAAGGGCUGCGAUACUACUUGCGGUGGUACCUGCAACCCCAACAACUGCAAGUGCUAAGUGAGUACACCGUCAUGAUAUUUAGCGAUCCCUUAUAG